Chiloscyllium plagiosum (whitespotted bambooshark) is the source of this 2720-nucleotide messenger RNA. The record is from RefSeq and is a predicted model, not a curated record. NCBI's taxonomy places the organism in Eukaryota, Metazoa, Chordata, Chondrichthyes, Orectolobiformes, Hemiscylliidae.
GGGGUGGCAUUUUAAAUUUCAUGAAACAAAAGAAAGCAUGAGCUGAAAAUAACGUUUUCCCUAAUGGUAAUGAAAGAAGGUUAAAAAGCCCUUUCUGGGAAGUGGGUAAAGGUCCUCAUCUCCAAACUAAUUUGCACCAUCAUGAGAAUCUUCACAUGUGGAAGAUAAAACAUUAGCUACAGGCAGAAUGUAUAAACAAGUUGCUAUGUCAAGAAACUUUGUGGCAGAAGCAGAGGAGUUGGAUCUUUGACUUUAGAACUGAAAUCGACUCGAAAAUGUUCUUUCUUUCUUGAUCUCUCAAGAAGAAAACCUGGCAACAGCACUGACUGGAAAGAAAUAUCAGGCAACAAAGAAUUAAAUAAGACUGCAAUAUUGUUUAAGAAUGUAAUGAACCAGACUGUCAGGCUGAAGCCUUACAUCUUGAGGACACCCAAAGAACUUUCAAAUACCUGUUCUUUUAGCAUCCUUUUGUCGAAGAAAGUCUCCCUUUCUAACUUUACACCUGGGUGUGUGAUACUGCCUGAAAACUAUGUGCUUAUAUUUGCAUCUUUAUUAUUUUACUCGAGGUCCUUACAAGCGUUGGAUGUGCCCGAGUGUUUUCUACUUGAACAAGAAGAAUUGGCUCCAGAUUUGGAAAGUGGGCUGGGUUUAUCAUAAACAGCAGUCGGAGUUUUAGGAAAAGACAGAACAACAGGAUUGAAGUCUAAUCGUUUUCAGGAGGAAACCUCUCGGAGUUUGUUUUCCAGAUUUCGGAAUCUCCCCGACUAUUAAGAGAGGAUUGUGAAAUGUUGGAGAGAUUGAUCCUCUGUCUUAUUGCGGUCAGGGUGGCCCAGGUAACGGCAAGAGACUGUGGUAAUCCAGGAGAGAUUCUGAAUGGGUAUUAUAUGGCAGAUGCUACUACUCUGGGGAGUAAAACUACAUUUUAUUGUGACCAAGGUUAUCGGCUUGUUGGUAGCGACUACCGCUUGUGCACAGCAGAUGGUUGGGAUGGCCAGGUCCCAACAUGUGAAAUUGUUGAAUGUUCCCGUCCUGUCACACCUGCACAUGCCUACGUUGAAAGAGGAUUUGGACACAAGUACAAGUAUCAGCAGGAGGUGGUCUUCCGUUGCAAUGAAGGUUUUGAAAUGAUUGGUGCGAGUGUCAUUAAAUGCAGUGAGAAUAACAUCUUUGUGCCAUCGCCACCUAUUUGUAGAUUACCCGUAAAUUGUGGUGAUCCAGAAGAGAUUUUGAAUGGAUAUUAUGAAGCAAAUCAUAAUUUGGGAAGUAAAGUUAUAUAUCAUUGCAAUGAAGGGUACAAACUGAUUGGUAAUGACAGUCGGUUGUGCACAGCCACAGGUUGGAGUGGUGAGGUCCCAACAUGUAAAACAGAAUUUCCUCCAAUCAACAUUUUAAAAGAAAUGAUUGCAGUGGUCUGUCAAGUCGUCAUCAAGGAAGAAAAUAUGAUCAAGGCAAAAUACCAGCUGCUUGAAAGUGAACGUGAAAUUCUUAAGUUGAAGGAAAACCUUCUUAAAAAGAUGGAGCAGUAUGUGGAUGAAAAUAAUCUGUAAACUUUCUGAAACAUUAACCAAUAUCAUACCUGUUUCAGUUACUAAUCCCAUAUUGUAUAUCAAAACCAUAAUCACAUUAAACAACUCAAAUGAUAAGUUUAUGAAUUUAACCUGUUCUAAUUAAUUAUAAUAUUAGAAUUUGUUAUUUGAAAUAUUUGCAUUUUUCUAUGUGGUCUACGCGGAAUAGUUAGUAUGGAUUUAACAAAAGUGAGGAAUGCACAUCAAGAGUGUUUUGCUUUUCCAUAAAUAAAAUUUUGUAUAUGUUUGUAAUGCUUCAAUUUCAUUUCAGAAAAGUUGAUCUUUUGAAAAUUGUUACUCCCUUUGGCUUUAAUUCACUGACAGUGGCUGCAACACAGUGGAAGACAAAUUUGCAAUCUGCAUUUAGGCUUAUGCCAAGCUGCUAGAACAAAGCCUGACGAAAACAAAGGCAAUUUAGUAAUGAUCCAAGGCUGUUGGUAGAGUUUUGAUGAAAACAAGCCUAACACACAUGCAGAAUGUCUAACCAGGUGGAUGGCUAUAAUAGAACAAGAGUUGCAAAGAGGUAUUAGCUUGAAAGUAAUUACUCAAAAGCCCUUUAGUCUUUGGAUGGCUGCUUGGAGACUGGAACAUAAAAACCUUUUUUAAAAAUUGCAAAAAAUGGACUAAAUUUUGCUUCACCUUAAAAAAAAUAAAUUGAGGUGGGGAUCAGGACAGAUUUGCAUCUUCACUGCUUGUGUGGAAAUUUGGUGAAAUGGAUUAUAUACAAAUAAGAACUUGCCCAAUUUUCAUUUAUUUGGAAUCAAUGGAGUUCCUGAACAAGCAGAUGGCUGGCUCUAUCAGAUAACUGUCCAGGGAGCAAAGUCACAAGUCUAUCACAGUUAAAAAUAAAACAUUGAAGUGUCAUUCUCACUUUCUGAAAUGAUGAUGAUAUCUGCCAGGCAUUAUGAUUUGUGUGUGCUCAAAUGACUCAGCAGGCCAAUCUUGAAACCGAACAUUUGGGCAGAGGACAUGUGUUGCAGUUAGUUGGAAAGAAUAAUGCCACACAUAUACAGUUUGUUAUAAUGUCAAUUCUCCCCCUUUUCAAUUAGCUCUUCAGAAUAUCCUUAAAGCAUUUUAUUUCUGUUCACAAGAUUGGGUGUCUUCAUUAAGUUGUAAAGAGACUAUCUGACAAAGUUAUGUAUUUUGAAUAAAUAC